CAGGCAACAAUUUCUGUUUUCACAUAAAUAAUUGCACUGAACUGAGCUGUCAUCUGAGCUCUAUUACUGACCAAGAUUGAAUUAUUCCGUGAUAUAUCUAACUUUGAUGUUAUAUAAGUAUAAGUAAAUUGUUCCCCCAUCUACUUCCUAAACGUGCCCGGACAUGUCUAGCAAAAUUUGACUUUUAAAUGGAGCUCAUCAUCAUCACCAUCUCCGCAGAGGCAAUAAUCGGAUGUAUCCUGCAUGCUGCAGCUCACAACAGAUGGUCUGCUGCAGCUGAUGCUUGGACAUUAUGACAGUGCUGGAGACUGAAACUGCUGCUUUUGCUGGAAUGAGUGAAAACCUGUGGUUGGAGAAAGCCUGCUCUAUCCUUAUUCCUGAUUUACCAUUAUGGAUCAUUGAAUAUGCAUGGACUAAACAGAUGACGGAGGUCUUAGAAGUUCUAGGUCCUCCAUUGUGGCUAGAAGGUGACUGGCAUCUUCUGACCCUUGAAGAGCCGUGCAGAAUCCGUGUGGUGGCGGCAGAGGUCUGGAGGAUCGUUCAAGCCCGAGACAUCAAGCAUUUUGAGAGAGUCAUUGAGUUUUUAGAUGUUACAUACACACUUGUGCCACGACUAGUGACUCCCAUCAAACACAUGAAAAUCAUGUUUGGUCUGCAGACACUGUCUGUCAUGUGGAUGUUGUGGAAUGACCAGAGUACUGCUAAAAUCUCUGACAAGAUCAAAAAGUUUUUCCCUAACAGCCUGCCCGAGUAUCACAAAUGUAGCCGCAGAAACAUGGAUCUGAUGCAGAAGAACCAGAAGGAUUUCAAGUCCUUUGCUCAUUGUCUGGCAAGAGACAGAGACAUGCGCGAGAAUUAUAUUCGGGAUUUAAUGGAGGAACAAUAUGGUGAACAGUAUGCACAGAAACUGGAGGAGAGACUCUCACACUAUUUGAGAGAGCUGGAUAAAGUCCUACCGCAACCUACGUAUAUUGAACAGGUAUUGAAGCAGUCCCAUCUGUAUGGGAGGGGAGAGAAGAUCCUGAAAAAAUUACUUUCAAGGGAUAGUGCGUCUAUAGCCACAUUUUUAAAGAGGCUCCUAUAUGGUGCUGUAACAACAAAUCAGAGCCUUGAUGACAGUUUCACACCAUCACUUUCAAACAGUUGUGAGGAACCAAAGGACGAUAAAGUUGUUAAGCCAUCCCAUGGUACCCUCCAUGUAAUUUUGAGGCCAUCUCAGAUCAGCUCAAAGGAGGAACGAUUCUCACAAACCAGCACGAAAGAGCUCUUUAGUUCCCAAGGCUUGUGGCAGAAUAGAAACACAGAAAUCAUUUGUAGUAAUGGAGAAAUCGUUACGUCCACACAGUUGUCAGGUUCAGAAAAGCAUCAGAUUGACUUUAGCCAAUCUCUUCUGGUCAAGAAGGACCUGAUUUGGAGCCACAGACAGGCGAAGACUCAAUCUGAACCAGAACAGAAGGAAAGUGAGGCUGGUUUUCCAGAACAGAUGUGCACCAGACAUGGCAAAAAAAUGAGGAGCAUCCUUCAGGAAUGUUCUGAAGAGCUUGAUGAAGAAGCUGUACAGGCAGAAUGCACUCCCACAUCAACCCAAAGCACUCCACCUCUUUUCCCACACACACCAGAACCUCAAGCAUCUUCAAACCAGCACUCCUCAUCCUCAAACCCUGAUUCAUCCUCUACGAACAUUUCAAUGUCUUACAUGCAGCAGGUCAGUCUUACACCAGUGUCUAAGAAACCAGUUGCUCCUUCACCUUCAGUCCACCAAGAGUCCUCAUCAUCACCUCAGUCCACAGCUUCAAAGCAACUUGUCACCCCAAGAAUCACUGCAGGACAGAUGUUAGCUACUGUUGUCUUCACCGAACCAAGCAGAACCAGUGAACACAAUCUGAAACUGUCCUUAGAGAGUCAAAGCUUCCUCAUGCAGUCCAAGUGGCUUCAACCUCAAGUGUGCCUUAAUAGACUGAGCAAGGAAGAGUGCGCCAGAGCCACAAACUCAUACAGUUUAGAAGGAGAACAAGCGGCUGAACAUGAUCAAUACGUGUCGUUUGAUGUAAAUACACUGUAUUCUGAUUCAUACUCCGAAGAUUCAGACUCAACAGACUCUGAUGACCCUGAUUACAAGCCUAAGCGAGACUAAAACAGAGGACACCAAAGAAAAAGUGCUAGUCAUGUUUUGCAAAUGCAUAGGUACUCAAAACUCUGUUUUAGCGGGUUCUUAAAAAUACAUUUUUAGCAGAUUAUGUUUGAA
This is a messenger RNA of Pimephales promelas (fathead minnow), 2245 nucleotides long. RefSeq lists its product as uncharacterized. Gene Ontology annotation, biological process: regulation of telomere maintenance via telomere lengthening; telomere capping. Gene Ontology annotation, cellular component: shelterin complex. The record is from RefSeq and is a predicted model, not a curated record. NCBI's taxonomy places the organism in Eukaryota, Metazoa, Chordata, Actinopteri, Cypriniformes, Leuciscidae. Gene Ontology annotation, molecular function: telomeric repeat DNA binding.